GUCGCGAGGAAGGAGCGGGGGAGGGGGGAGCGCGGCCGCCAUCUUGUGCGUGAACCCAGAUCCAAGCGGGCGAGGUGGCCUCCUGUGGAGAAGAAGGUCUUGCUGCCUCGGAGCUUCAUCCCUCGGGGGACCCGGCUGCGAGGAGGAAGCGGGAGAGCCGGCUGAGACGAGGCACCCCGCCCGUCCUUUUCUGCCCCCUCCCGCGGGGUUUAUGGUGCUGCGCUGGGGGAGGAUGAACGGAGGAUAAAUGGUGCCCAAGGCAGACAGCGGCACCUUCCUCCUCCUCUUCCUCCUAGUGCUCAGCAUCACCGAGCCGUUGCGGCCAGAGCUGCGCUGUGUACCAGGGCAAUUCGCUUGCCGCAGUGGGUCGAUCCAAUGCAUCCCUCUGAACUGGCAGUGCGAUGGAUGGCCCACUUGUGAGGAUGAGAGCGAUGAAGUCGACUGUCCGAAUUUUACCGGGGACCAACGAAAUUAUCAUGGGAAGGAGAACGUGGACUCCAGGCAUAAUCGUGGAAGAGGAGGGGACACAACCCGCUUUCACACUGUCAACGUGGCACAGCCGGUUCGGUUUAGCAGUUUCCUAGGGAAAUGCCCGUCAGGAUGGCAUCACUACGACGGCACCGCCAGCUGCUACCGAGUGUACUUGAAUGGGGAGAACUACUGGGAUGCCGUGCAGACGUGCCAGAGGGUGAACGGCUCUCUGGCCACCUUCACCACGGACCUGGAGCUCAAGUUCAUCUUGCAGCAAGAGUGGGACUCGGAAGAGAAGGCCUUUGGGAGGAAGGACCAACGGAGGUUAUGGGUUGGAUAUCAGUUUGUCAUCACGAACCGGAACCAUUCUCUGGAAGGGCACUGGGAAGUUUCCUUCAAAGGUUCAUCGGAAGUAUUUUUGCCCCCUAAGCCUACGUUUAGCGCUGCUGUGUCCGAAAAUGACAACAUCCUUUGUGCCCAGUUUCAAUGUUCGCACUUCCCGACUCUUCGACACCGUGGUUUUCACAGCUGGUAUGCUGAAAACUGCUAUGAGAAAUCUUCAUUCCUUUGCAAAAGAAGCCAAACCUGUGUGGAUAUCAAAGACAACAUUGUAGAUGAAGGCUACUAUUUCACCCCCAAAGGAGACGAUCCGUGUUUAAGUUGUACGUGUCACAAAGGAGAGCCGGAGAUGUGCGUGGCGGCCCUGUGUGAACGGCCGCAGGGAUGUCAGCAGUAUCGCAAAGACCCCAAGGAGUGCUGUAAAUUUACAUGCUUAGAUCCAGACGGCAGCAGCCUCUUUGACUCCAUGGCGAGCGGCAUGCGCCUCAUUGUGAGCUGCAUCUCCUCCUUUCUGAUAUUGUCCCUGCUGCUUUUCAUGGUCCAUCGGCUGCGGCAGAGGCGUCGGGAGCGCAUCGAGUCCUUGAUUGGGGCAAAUUUGCAUCAUUUCAACCUGGGCCGGAGGAUGCCUGGUUUCGAUUAUGGCCCGGAUGGUUUUGGAACCGGCCUCACUCCGCUGCAUCUUUCUGACGAUGGGGAAGGCGGGGCAUUCCAUUUCCACGACCCCCCUCCGCCCUACACAGCUUACAAGUAUCCAGAUAUUCAGCAUCCAGAUGACCCCCCUCCCCCCUACGAGGCUUCCAUCAACCCGGACAGCAUCCUUUGUUCGGCCCCAGAUGGAAUCCACUCCCAAACAGGACUGAACAGCCAGCCGUCGCUAGGAAACGGCGACGUAUCACCGCAGCUCACGGAGGAGUCGCUUCCGCCUUCGGUCGGCCCUUCCCCGGUGGAACUGGAAGACUCUGCCGACAGCAGCACCCUCCUUGUACCUCCUGACACGCCCUUAAGCGAAAGCCCAUCGGCAGAGACUUUGGCAGGAAACCGACACAGUCACCGUUCCCUGAAUACUGUUGUAUAGAGGAAAAUUUUUAAAAAGCGUACUGCCGGUCAGAAAUAAAUCUGAGCAACUGUUUGCACACCAGAGAUGCAGAUGGACGAUAAUCCGUGGACUGAACUUCAGAAAUAAGCUCUACUCCCGCCCCCUUCCUUUUUUUGAAGCACUACUAUUCUAGUUUAGAAUUGUGCCUCUCGGCUAUUGCUGUCAUUCUCCAUUCUGGUUGGGUUGCCCUCUUUAGAAAAACAAAAUGGAUCGUGCAGGCUUCACCUCCCCCUCCCCAGCUAUGGGAAGAACGUGAAAGUUUUUUUUCAACGUUAUUUUUCAAGAAGAAGAAAUGAAACGGCAUGGAUAGUUUUCAUCGUCUUCUCCCCAUCUCCUUUUACAUUUCUGAAAAGGAAGCCGUGAAAAAAAUGUGUCGUGGGGAGACUUAAAAAAAAACAACAACAACAACUUCUGGACCGCAGUAUCUAGGAAGCAGAUUUUGAAGAAAAAUGUAGAGAACAGCCAGUGGUUACAGAAUUUAAUUGACCCCACGUUCUUAUUCUCAGCCCUGAAGCAGAGGAGGCUGGAGUGUGGAGUUGCUGGAUUGUGCCCCCCCCCCCUUUUAACAGAAUAAUGAUUUCUGGCAGAUUAAAACACGAGCCAAAGAGAGAGGCUCUGAGGCACAGUUUGAUCGUCACAUAGCUUCCGCCGCUGUCUUGGAAGAGGGAGUCAUGAGUGUGAAAAAGUAUGAACACUUAAGUUGGGGGGGCGGGGUUGCCCAGGGGCGGGGUGAAGUUAAUGCAAAGUACAAAGAUCCUGGUGUGGAUUCGGUGAGGAACGGCCUGUUUCGCUUUCCUGUAACACUACACGUAGUGUACUGUGGCUGGUAAACUUGGUGACCUGUGAACACACUCAGACCUCUCACUGGGCUCUGUUCUUUCUUAGGUUCAUGAGUGUUUGGGGAGGGGCAUGAGAUGACCGUGUGGGAAUAAACCCGUUCGUUAUUAAACAAGAUCACCCAGCUUGAGUAGUCGCCUUCCCCUGUUCUUCGCAGUGGUUAUGAGCUGGUUUUCUUGCCUCCCUUGGGGCUGAAGUAUAAGUUGGUUUUUUUGCGAGCCCGGUUGAGGUUUCCCAUGCCCAUCUGCUUUUUCCUCACAGCCACGCAGCCGCCAUGGGGAAGAAGCACUCUGAAGUCCAUAGAAGGCCAAUUCUAUUUGGAACUACCGUGUGGAGAGAAGGAAGAAAUCCUGCCCUCCCUUUCACGUCAUUUUCCCAAGCUGAAACGGCCACUGCGGGAAGCUGUUCGGAGCUCCGCAUAGCAUAUUCCCAACACUCGUUACUCCAAAGUGAUGCUGUUUCAGCUCAGAGAAGCAGUGCGGAGGGGAAGGAAGGGACCUCUGUUUACCCCCAUGCUACAGUUCUGUGCGGAAUUGGGCUUCUGGAACCUUUAAAAAUGCCUUUCCCCUCAGCAGUCGGGUGACCGACCGCAGGGGAAGUGAGUCAAGUCCAGGGGACCCCAGCCCAGCUUGCCAAAAAAUGUAGCAUGCAGUUUUGCCCUACGCAGUUGGGUUCAUCGAAGCCUUAAACAAUCAGUGAGGAGUAUACUGAUGUAACAAUAUGUUGAUAUGUUGACUCUUGUUAACACAGCAGUGAAUAUUGUGGCUGAUGACGUUUGCUCACUGGUUGUGGACGGGAGAACUGGGGUCAAAGAAUCAGUUCGCACGCCUCUCCCGACGCCUGCACGGGUCCCUGGCCUCUCGCAGGGCUGUCCCCGAGUUGGAGAGCGUUGUUGAAUUGCGCAAGAGGGCUGUGCGGAAUGUGCAUUCCUGUUGCCUUAUGAAAGCCAGCAAGGCUGGAGGGAUCGGGAAGGAGCAUGAUAGGAAGUGAGCACUCCCCUGGACUAGCUCCCCAUUGGCUCUAAACCGAACUUGCCCCUCCCAUUUUGGUUUACCCUUCCGCUGGCAUAAAUGCUACUUAGGACUAGGUACCCUUCCAUACUCUUGAUCAGGGGAGGUGGUUCUUGGCCAGAUUUUUGUGCGGGGGCUGGUGAUGUCAUUCGCCGUGCAAGUUGGGAAGCUACAGCUCAUUGGUGGAACAUCUGCUGAGGGUUCCUGGUGCAGCCUGUAGAGAAAAGGGUCUCCAGUGCAGUGCAGGGAAAAGACACGGAAGGCCACUGCCACAGCAGGCAGCGCUGGGGUGGAUGGUCCGUCUGGGUUCAAGGCAGCUUUGUAUGUGGACUUAUCAGUUGGUGGUUGCCUGUGAACAAUCAUAAAGCCGCUGGAGGUGAUUUGCAAUGCAGCAAUCAUUCUAAUGUCUAAGCCAGGGGUGACGGGCUCGUUUGUUAUGAGGACCGGAUAGGACUUAUAUGUGAUGGUCAGGGCGGCCCUGGGGGCUGCCUUGGUUCAUCCCAGCAAGGCACUGAUGGUGAUCGUUCCUGAACUGGCAAGCCCGCAGUGGGAUUGGGUGGCUGCCCGAAGAGGGCUUAUCAGGCCCAUGACCAGCUGUGGCAACCCCCCGUCCCCUGCUUCAGCUGGCUUAUGGUCCUGAAAAGCCCCCUCAAGGGGCUAGAUGUGACCUCUGAGCCACACGUUUGACACCCCUGGUCCAAGCACAUUAGGAAAUCUGAUUCAUGGGCUUAUUAUAGACACGGCUAUCGGCUAGAAUCAUACGAUUCCUUCCCCCCACCCCAGAAAAGCUGGCUGUCCAGAAGUCAGCUCCCCCAGGGAGAAACAACGGAAAUUUGUCUUGCAAAAGGACCCCACAUGCAACAAGCAGACUUUGGGGAUGGGGGUCAUAUCUGUUAUUUUGCGUGGUGGCUGCCGAGCCAGAUAGAUUAUCCUCAUAAGACAAAAGUCCAGGUUAAAUCUGUCCGGAGUGUCCGCAGAAACGGCUGCGUGAAUGGAAAACUUGAGUCCUGUAAACUCCCCCUCCCCAGCUGCCUUGAACGAGCGGUGCAGAGCGAGGGAAGCCGUUCUUCCCCCGGAGGACUCUCGGUGGCUUUGGGCUUGCGGACUGUAAGCCCUGAACCUUCAAACAAGCGAGCAGCUGCCGCCGGAGUCCUGAGUUCAGUGUCCGGCGAUUUCCGAGCAUUUCUGAAGUACGAAAAUAAAAAGCGGGUUUUGUGCAUUUUUAGCACGUUCAUAAGUUUUAUACAUUGUAGGUACUGACCUGUCCCUUUAGUUUUAUAUAUAUGUGUGUGUGUGAGAGAGAGAGAGAGGGGGUGUAUAAUAUGUGUUCCUGGUGGAGAAUAAACCUUCUACACUGCGCUUUGUGAGCUUAUGCAAAGUGCAGCCGCAAAGGCCGAGGCAGGAACCCGACUGGUUAGCUGCAGUCCUGGUGUUUUGAUUCACUGUACAAUAGAACCAGGAUUUGGCCAGGGCGUUACUGGGCACAAUGGAAAUCCUGUGAUGCAAUAUUAUGCUUGAAUUGCCACAGGACGCUCUUACGCGCUGGUCUUUACUCCGCCCCCCCCCCCCCGCCCCUCAAUAAUUUAGCUGAGCUUUUUUUCCACAAGGCUGGAAGGGUUGCGUCUGGAGGCUUAUGUUAACCAACCUCAAGCCAUGUCAGCUGGGCAUUGCUACCAUAUUCUGUCUCAACAAAAGAAAAAAACCACAAAAUUGUAACUAGGUAGGCGCUAGGACCCAAACGGAGCAUUCCGAAACAAAGACGGUCCAGCACGAGGCGAACGAAGUUACAAUUUUGGCUCUUAUCUUUUGGUGAAAGGAUAUAGUAGCGUCCAGCACAAUUUCAUUGCGGACGUGGCUUGCUUGUACAGCUAUUAUGGGGUGGAAGGGGGAGACUGGUACGGCUGCUCAAGUUUUUCUCGCUUCCUGAUGGCCCGGCCACCCCUGGCAGGGAAGCAGCUGCUUGAAAACUCUGUAGUUUGCUGAGUUUUGUUUUGCUGGUUUUUGUUGUUGUUUGAAAGUCCUAGAGCUUCCCAGGUUGCAUCCAGGGAUUCCCUCCUGCUAAGUUGGUCUCAGUCAUCCCAGUGGCUUGGUUGGAAUCAGUGACUUCAACCCCUUUUCCUUUUUACCAACAAUCCUGUAAAGGUUGUGCCUUGAAUGGCUGCUUUGGGCCCCUGCUCUGUAAUAAGCGCAUUUGUACAUGAGCAUCUCUAGGGUUCGGUCUUUAUAGCCGCAGUCUCUGUAAUUGCGAGUGUUAUCUAAGAGCGCAGGACCAUUCCAAUCGACUCCCUCUGCAAAUGACUAAAUGGAAGAUUGGCUGUGGAAUUUGUCAAGAAUAAGUGGGACCAGGGGAAUUAGGCUGGGGAGGGGAAACCCAUUUUACUGUAUCUUUUUUAAUGACGGUAGCCUGUCAGUUCCAGAAAGAGAGAAUAGAUAUGGGUAUUAUAAGUGAUCAUGCAGAGGCGGCACAAUAUACGAUCAUCAUGGGAUGACUGUUAACGUUUGCAAAUUAAACCUUGAGACAGCCAGGCUAUGUUGGGAAGCGAUCUGUCAUCAGUCCCGAGGUUAAGAUGGCAAGAAUGGUGGUUAGUUUCUGGAAGCAAAAGAGAUUAAAAACAGGUGUGAAAAUAUUAAGAUAAUACAAAAGCCCAUAUAAGUCUACUACAUUGAUGAUCUUGCUUUUAGCCCAGUCCAGCUAAACUUAAACGUCCGUGCGUCUCAUUCGUUUGAAUGGGAGAGUUGAAGGCUUGCUUACAUCUCCCUCUGCUGAAUUAAUCAAUGGGGAAUGUUGGCUGGAUCACGGCUGCCCUCCCACCCCUUUUAUUCAGUGCUGUGGAUUCCCUCCAAUUUUUUCUCCUUCAAGGAGAACUUUCAAUAUGUAUUGUCCUGUCAUAAAAAAUUUUUUUUGGCUGAUCCUGCAUGGAGACUCUAAAAGUCCAUAUAAAGAAUUCCAGAUAAGGCUGCACUGUCUUAAUCAGUUAAUUAGCUUAAUUAUCCAGUUAAGCGUAUGUUUGGGGAAAGCUGGGGAAAAAAUAUCGGCAUGGUAAAAGACUCCCUCAUCCAGCGGUAGAUUUUAAAAAUCUUAAGUACUGGCAAAAGUGGCAGAUAAAAAAUGACAGCUUAAGCGAGGCAUUCCCUUUUGUGUGAAAGAGCGGAUGCCUCCUGGAAGUUGGGCUUCGUCUAAAAACUGAGCAG
Sphaerodactylus townsendi is the source of this 6945-nucleotide messenger RNA. RefSeq names its product DiGeorge syndrome critical region gene 2 (gene DGCR2). NCBI's taxonomy places the organism in Eukaryota, Metazoa, Chordata, Lepidosauria, Squamata, Sphaerodactylidae. The transcript has 10 exons. Gene Ontology annotation, cellular component: membrane. Gene Ontology annotation, molecular function: protein binding. The record is from RefSeq and is a predicted model, not a curated record. The coding region runs from base 248 to 1885 and encodes 545 amino acids.